UCUUACUUUCUCAAAACGAUAAUCUUGACCGUCCAACUACUUUUAAAAGCAAAACCACCGUAGGGUUUGUGAAGCAGCAAAGGUGGGCGUCCGAGCUUCCUCUUCUUCCCGUCUUUCCUUCAUUCUGGUUUUUUCUCGUCGGAGGGGGAGGAAGAUUAUAAGAAUGUCUCAUCGCAAGUUUGAGCAUCCUAGGCAUGGUUCUCUAGGGUUUCUUCCUAGAAAAAGAGCCUCUCGACAUAGAGGAAAAGUAAAAUCCUUUCCAAGAGAUGAUCCGAGCAAACCUUGCAGACUGACAGCGUUUCUGGGAUACAAGGCCGGUAUGACUCAUAUUGUCAGGGAAGUUGAAAAGCCUGGUUCAAAGCUCCACAAGAAGGAAACAUGCGAGGCAGUUACAGUCAUAGAAACACCACCUAUGAUUGUUGUUGGAGUCGUAGGUUAUGUAAAGACUCCUCGAGGUCUUCGUUCCUUGAACACUGUUUGGGCUCAGCAUCUUAACGAGGAGGUGAAGAGGAGAUUCUAUAAAAACUGGUGCAAGUCAAAGAGGAAGGCCUUUACCAAGUAUUCAAAGAAGUAUGAGACUGAAGAUGGAAAAAAGGACAUUCAGGCCCAGCUGGAAAAGUUGAAAAAGUAUUCGUCUGUGAUUCGUGUUUUGGCCCAUACUCAGAUUAAAAAGAUUAAGGGGCUGAAACAGAAGAAGGCCCACCUGAUGGAGAUCCAGGUGAAUGGCGGGACAGUUGCUCAGAAGGUUGAUUUUGCAUAUGGCUUUUUUGAGAAGCAGAUCCCUGUGGAUGCCGUUUUCCAGAAGGACGAGAUGAUUGACAUUAUUGGUGUGACCAAGGGCAAGGGUUAUGAAGGUGUGGUGACCCGAUGGGGUGUCACUCGUCUUCCCCGCAAGACUCACCGAGGUCUGCGAAAGGUAGCCUGUAUUGGGGCCUGGCAUCCGGCUAGGGUUUCGUUCACGGUUGCUAGGGCUGGGCAGAAUGGGUACCACCACCGCACAGAGAUGAACAAGAAGAUUUACAAGCUUGGAAAGACUGGGCAAGAGUCUCAUUCGGCCAUUACAGAAUUUGACAGGACUGAGAAGGACAUAACGCCCAUGGGUGGCUUCCCCCAUUACGGCCAGGUCAAGGACGAUUAUGUGCUGAUCAAGGGCUGCUGUGUCGGCCCGAAGAAGCGUGUGGUCACCUUGAGGCAGUCGCUGCUGAAGCAGACAUCUCGCCUGGCCUUGGAGGAGAUCAAGCUCAAGUUCAUCGACACAUCAUCCAAGUUCGGCCAUGGCCGUUUCCAGACCACACAGGAGAAGGCUAAGUUCUACGGACGGCUUAAGGUGUGAGUGGCAUUUUGGGUUUUGAUCCUAGUCUUAGUUGGGUUUUUAUGAGCCGCAUUUUGGGUUUUGAUCCUAGUUCUAGUGGAAUUUUCUUGAGUACAGAGAUUUCUAUUUGCAUUAUUUAGAUUCUUUGGUUGUCCAUCUGUGAUGGGAUUGUUUCUCGUUGAAGACUGAAGAUUCAUGAUGUGGGUUUUGUUUGAAGGUUUUGAUAGAGGAUGGAUUUUUGUCA
Messenger RNA from Magnolia sinica, 1556 nucleotides. RefSeq names its product large ribosomal subunit protein uL3-like. Gene Ontology annotation, biological process: ribosomal large subunit assembly; translation. Gene Ontology annotation, cellular component: cytosolic large ribosomal subunit; ribosome. The record is from RefSeq and is a predicted model, not a curated record. Bases 164 to 1333 code for a protein of 389 amino acids. Lineage: Eukaryota; Viridiplantae; Streptophyta; Magnoliopsida; Magnoliales; Magnoliaceae. Gene Ontology annotation, molecular function: structural constituent of ribosome; RNA binding. The transcript is spliced from 6 exons.